AUGCAGCUUCAUGCACCUCACUGAGGCUGGACAGUAGACGCUCAGAACAUUGCAACCUGCUUGACGAAAAGACUUAGCUUUGGUUUCUGAUUAAACGCACGUAAUCUUACACACUUUUCGGACACUGGAGUUGUUUUCCCACAUUUUAGCCAGUGACCCGUCGUACUAUCUCAAAAUAGUCAUAAUAAUAACCAGAAUAAAAACAAUAAAACUGAGGCGCAAAAGAGAGCCGCAACGUGCGUUUAGGUGGAUCUACUUCGCUGGUUGUGUCUCGAAGUGAGAAGUGAGCCGUCUCAACAUCCUGGAAAACCACCUUGGGCCAAAUUAUAGGCGGAGAAGAAAUGGGGUAUGAUUAGGCGGUGGGAGUCUUCGUCUCAACAAAGAACAUAGAUGAAUAUCUGCCAUGCUACAUGGGAAGGCUCAGAACUCCUCCCUACUCUUGUUUUUCAUCAUCGUCAUCAUCGUUGCCUUGGUCCAUGGUCACUCUUACCCAAGUUUUUCCCGUGAUGACACCGAAUUCCAGCACCUGGUGCUCCAUCCCGACCCAUCCAUAGGGAAAGUCUAUGUGGGGGCCAGGGACCACCUGUUUCAGCUGGAUGGAUUAGAUGGACUUCGGUUGGAACAAGAGGAGCAAACUGGACCUGUGAGUGACAGCAAAGACUGCAUCCCUCCUGUGACAGAGUCCAACUGUCCCCAGGCCAGGAGAACCAGUAACCACAACAAAUUACUGCUGGUGGAUCCGAAAGGAUCGGAAUUGAUUACCUGCGGCAGUGUAUACCAAGGCACCUGCCAAAAACGGAGCCUGACGUCAAUCAGUGAGGUUCUUUUCUCCACUGAGAGGCCAAUGGACACUCAGUACGUGGCAGCCAAUGAUCCGUUGGUUUCAACCGUGGGGCUUGUGGUGGGGCUUCGGGGUGGGGAAAGGUCUGUGAUGUAUGUGGGUAGGGGCUACACCGCCAGCCAGCCACCAAUUUCCACCCGACACCUUUCAUCAGAGCCGAUUUUUUCCUAUGAGGAGACGGCUAAGCUCGCCGUCGCUGGUCGUAUGUCGGAAUAUGACCACCAUUUUGUGACCACAUUCACACGGCGAACAUACGUGUACUUUUUGUUUUACCGCCGAGACAUAAAGUCGUCAUCAAGGGAAUAUCAGACCUAUGCGGCCAGGGUUUGCCUUGAUGACACCUCUUACUAUUCCUAUGUGGAAGUUCCUCUCGUUUGUCGAUCGCCCUCCUCCCCUUCCAGAGUUUACAACCUUCUCCAAGCAGCGCAGGUGGGUCAAGGUCAAGACAGGGAGGGCGAGGACUUAUUGGGAGUUUUCUCCACCCGUGUCAGCGCCACGAACCAAAAUCCCUUGGAUGGCUCAGCUCUGUGCAUCUUCCAUCUGGAUGCGCUUGACAGACGCAUUGACUCCAUAAGAGACCUGUGUUACACCCAAGAUGGGAUGUUGGAGGAUGGAAGAGAGGUGGCCUACAUCGAGUAUGAGGUCAAGUCGAGUUGCGCCAACUUACUCAGGAAUACACUUCAAGCAUAUCCCUGCGGCUCCGAUCACACCCCGAGUCCAAUGGCGAGCAGAGUGCCGGUAGUAGCCAAGGCUGUGUGGCAAACCUUUUCUACCCACCUCACGGCUGUGGCUGUCAGUGUGAGGUAUGACCACAGCAUUGCUUUCCUGGGAGACUCCAAAGGGACACUUCACAAGGUGUAUCUGGGCCAAGAUGGCCAAGUGGAGGUGUAUGCCAAUGUGACCAUCCAGCCCAACUCCCCCAUUAACAGCGACCUCAUACUGGACCAGAAAGGCGCGCACAUCUACAUCAUGACCAAAGCUUCUGUAGAGAAGCGUCCUGUGGCAGAAUGUGCCGAUCAUCUCGAUUGCCAGUCCUGUCUGUCUGCCAAUGACCCAUACUGUGGCUGGUGUGUCCUGGAGGGGCGGUGUGGACAACGUUGGGAAUGCCGGCGAGGGUCAAUCAAGGGUCAGUGGUUGUGGAGUUUCAACCACACACAGCAGUGCCUCAGCAUCCAGCAUCUCAGCCUAUACAACAUCAGCCGCGGGGAGAAGACAAAUAUUACAGUGUCAGUCGAAGGACUCCCUAGUUUAGGAGAAGGAGAGGCCUACUCUUGCUUCUUUCAUGACACCGAAACUCCUGCCUUGUUCACAAACACCGGUGUUGUCUGCCCCACCCCUGAUGCCAGUAGUCUACCCCCCAUUGGGCAUGGAAACGAGUUCGUGAUGGUGAUCCUUUCCCUACGUUUCCUCAACGUAACGGUAGCGGAGUCGGAAUUUACCUUGUACGACUGUAGCCUUGUGCAGAAGCUCUCUGAACGGAGGCCAUGCCAAGGUUGUGUUAGCAGUCGCUGGGGGUGUAACUGGUGUAUCCAUGAGCAUGUCUGCACACACAGACACACCUGCAGCCGAGGCGUCACCAUCUACAAUCAAAAUUACAAACCGCCGACAUCCACCAUUCCACCACCCACCAGAAAAAAGACUACUUUAACUGUGACGACCGCUACGACGACAACAACAACAGUGACAGCGACGCAGCUGCCACCCACCGCGACACCUGCUACGACCACUCCAGCUGCCACCACAGCGACACCCCCUUCCACUCUUAACAGCGAGUCCACAUCGCGUCGUGCCACGGACCCCACACCCCACUUCAUUGGGACCUUCAGCCAGACCACCAGUCUGCACUCAGAAGCCGGCAUCACAGACAGCUUUAUCGUUGACAUGCUCACAACGUCUGAUGGAAAUGUGGCCACAGCGAGACAUUUUUCUGAGGACGAGCGUAUUGAUUGGGUGGUAGAAACUGGAGAGAAUGCCGGCAACGAUUCUCACACAACAUUACCGAGCAGUACAGUUAUGCCGAUAGACUCUGAAGUGGGCCUUGUUGAACCCUCCAGUGAGCCUGCAGGCUCUUCCUCUGGUAUAAGCUCAACCACAUCCGGUGAAGUUGCUACUUUGUCAGACCUUGCUGGCAGUGACUUGACUGAGGAAAUUGCAGUAGUGAGCUCGGAUAAGAGUGACACUUCUCCAUGGGCGUGGGGGAGGCCUGAAGCUGGCGUAGAUGGGGACACAGUCCCGUUUUUUUGGACAGGUGCAAAUGACAACUUCGCCUUUACACAAUCCCCUGACAUGGUGUUUCAGCACAACUCUGAUGAAAAUUACCAGGCAGAUUCCUCUCUUUCUUACUUAAUGGACUGUCCUUGCGUGGAGAAAAUUCAAGAUUCCUCCUUCCUUCCUGUCAAUGUAGAAAGGAAGAUUACAGUGGUGGGACAACACCUCAACCUGUUUCAGGAUGAAAAUCUGGACUACGAGUGCGUGCUGGACAUUGAGAAUCGGUCAGUGGUGGUCGAAGCAUCUGUGGAACCGGAUGCCAAACAGCCUUCCAUCUUUUUGAUAACCUGCAAACCACAUCAGUUUGCGUAUUCCGCUUUGAUGGAGGAAUACCCGGCCAUGUUCAACGUGAGAAGGAAAGAUAACUUUGUCAUUGACAGCGCCGAUGACCUUUUCGUGACUCUUUACAACUGCUCCGUGGGGAGAUCCGACUGCAGUCGAUGUCGUACCGCCGACCCCAAGUACGGCUGCGUUUGGUGCGGGAGCCCCGCUGGCUCCCACUGCGUUUACCAUGAGUCCUGCGCCGACGAUGUCAAAAACACCUGUCCUGCGCCUGUCAUUCAUUUCUUGGAUCCCAUCUCCGGCCCUGUCGAGGGAGGAACCUUGGUGACGAUUUCAGGCUCCAAUCUUGGACAGAGGGCCGAAGACAUCCUCAACUCUGUUACGCUUGCUGAGGUUCCCUGCAGUGUCAUCAAUAGCCGAUAUGAAAUCUCCUCAAGGAUCGUGUGUGAGACUACAAGCAGCCGGGGAGAGAAGAGUGGACAGGCCUCCGUCAAAGUAAGCGGGGGAGGACUCGGAGUGUCUGUUCAGACCUUCAGCUUUCAGGAUCCCAUACUGAGCGGUCUCUCCCCCCAGAGAGGGCCUAAAGCAGGAGGCUCGUCUGUCACCAUCAAAGGUCGUCGCCUCAAGACGGGCCACCCAAGUGACGUCAGCGUUCUCAUUGGAGGAAUACCAUGUAUGGUGAUAAGCAUCGAGGAGGAUCAGAUCUGCUGUCUGACCAGAGCCAGUAACAGAACUGGCGAACAUAGCAUCACGGUGCGCUUUGGAGGGGCUGAACGCCACCUACUGGGCAUUGUUUAUCACUACAUGUCCAACCCCAACAUUUCGUGGGCUGCGCCAUCCAAAAGCUUUCUCAGCGGAGGCAGGAUCAUCAGUGUGUCGGGUCAAAACCUGGAUGUGGUUCAAGACCCCAAAAUUCGGGUCACCCUCAGCCCGCCAGAUUUUCUUCCUCCCAGGAGGAGGCGGAGCAUCAGUCGGCUGAGAGGACGAGAUGAGCAGAUGCCACUCAAGCGACGGCGGAGGAUCAUCCCGGAGGCUGACUGCUCUCAGGGCGUACUUUGCCAUGUCAAGCAGGUUUGCAAAAUGGCAAAAAUCCACUUUUUCUUUUCAACAAAUAAAUAUUUAUUAUUUCUUCCUUCUGUCCAACCCCAACUCCAGUAUGAGUCUCGUUGUAUAGUGAACAGCUCCUCCCUCAUCUUGUGCCCGACGCCGGCUGUGGGACCGGACGCCAGGAGAGCGAGGGUCAAAGUUCAUUUCCUGCUGGAUAGUCUUCAUUUUGACUUCAACAAUGUGGGCAAUGAAGCAUUCAGCUAUGAACCCAACCCAAAGCUCUACAUGCUGAACCGCAAUGACCCUGACAAACCGUACCACCACAAACCUGGCAGCAUAAUCUCUGUUGAGGGAGAGAAUCUGGACCUGGCCAUCUACAAACAUGAGGUCCAGGCCCGGAUCGGGGAUGGCGUAUGCUCAGUGAAGACCCUGACUCACAACCAUUUGUACUGUGAACCACCAGCCAAGCAGCCAUCAGUAGGCACCAGCCAGAAAAAGGAGGUUAUGGAUAGUCUGCCUGAGUUCACAGUGAAAAUGGGCAACAUGAACUUCUCCUUGGGUAGGGUUCAGUAUGACAGCAAUGGCCUGUCCAUAUUCCCCCUGGAGGCCCAAGUGGGAGUAGGGGUGGGAGCCUCAAUAGUCGUCCUCAUUGUGCUCAUAAUUGUCCUCAUUUAUAGGAAGAAGAGCAAACAAGCCAUGAGGGACUACAAAAAAGUCCAGAUCCAAUUGGAGAAUCUGGAGACCAGUGUGCGAGACCGCUGCAAGAAGGAGUUCACAGACUUGAUGACUGAGAUGAUGGACAUGUCCAGUGAUUUGGUGGGAUCGGGUAUUCCUUUCCUGGAAUACAAGGCGUAUGCAGAGCGCAUUUUCUUCCCGGGCCACCAGGAGUCACCGCUGAGACAAGAUUUGGAUGUCCCGGAAAGUCGCAGGCAGACUGUGGAGCAAGGGCUCAUUCAGCUGUCUAAUCUGCUCAACAGUAAACUGUUUCUCACCAAGUUCAUUCACACACUAGAGGCCCAGCAGACAUUUUCCCCGAGGGACCGGGCCUAUGUGGCCUCUCUGCUGACUGUGGCCCUCCAUGGUAAAUUGGAGUAUUUCACAGACAUCCUGAAGACUCUACUUAAUGACCUGGUGGAACAGUAUGUGGCCAAAAACCCAAAGCUGAUGCUGAGGAGAACUGAAUCUGUGGUUGAGAAGCUCUUGACAAACUGGAUGUCCAUUUGUCUGUUCAACUUCCUGCGGGAAUCAGCAGGGGAGUCAUUCUACAUGCUGUUCCGGGCAAUAAAGCACCAGGUGGACAAGGGACCCGUGGAUGCUGUGACAGGAAAAGCCAAGUACACUUUGAAUGAUAACCGGCUGCUGCGAGAGGAUGUCGAGUACCGUAGCUUGACAUUAAAUGUUGUCAUGCCAGCUGCUGCUGCCAGUGGAGGAGCGUCUACUCAGACGAUGCCCGCCAAGGUCCUGGACUGUGACACCAUCACCCAAGUCAAGGAGAAACUUUUGGAUCAAACUUGGAAGGGGACAUCCGUUGCCCUGAGGCCACAUGCUGACUCCUUACACCUUGAAUGGCGCUCGGGCGUGGCAGGUCACUUAAUCCUGUCAGAUGAGGACCUGACAUCAAUUGUGCAGGGCUUGUGGAAGCGCCUCAAUACAUUGCAACACUACAAGGUCCCUGAUGGAGCCACUGUCGCCCUCAUCCCGAGAAGCACGAAAAAUCACCUCCAUGACAGCCAUGAUUACAUGCCUGGAGAAAAGACACCAAUGCUGGAUGAUGGCGAGGAAGGAGGCAUUAAGCUGUGGCAUCUGGUGAAAGCCACCGAGGAGUCAGAGUUGCCCAAACACAGAAGGGGCAGCGUGAGGGAGAAGGGCGGCGAGCGAGCCAAGGCCAUCCCCGAAAUUUACCUCACUCGACUUCUCUCCAUGAAGGGCACACUGCAGAAGUUUGUGGAUGAUUUAUUCACGGCCAUCCUCAGCACCAGUCGUCCCGUCCCUCUGGCUGUCAAAUACUUUUUUGACUUGUUGGAUGAGCAGGCCCUGCAGCACAACAUCAGCGACCCGGAGACGAUCCAUAUUUGGAAAACAAACAGCUUACCGCUGCGAUUUUGGAUCAACAUCCUGAAGAAUCCGCAAUUCAUCUUCAACGUGCAGACCUCAGACCACGUGGACGCGGUGCUCUUUGUCAUCGCUCAGACUUUUAUGGACUCUUGCACAAUUGCUGACCACAAACUGGGACGGGACUCCCCCAUCAACAAGUUGCUCUACGCCAGAGACAUCCCGCGCUACAAACAGAUGGUGGAGAGGUACUAUGCCGACAUCCGUCAAACCAUCUCAGCCAGUGACCAGGAGAUGAACUCAGCCCUGGCAGAGCUCUCCCGUAACUAUGCCGGAGAAGUCAAUUUCCUGGUGGCUUUGCAUGAGCUGUACAAGUACAUCAACAAGUACUAUGAUCAAAUCGUCACAGCCCUGGAGGAGGACUGCACAGCCCAGAAGAUGCAGCUUGGAUACAGGCUGCAGCAGAUUGCUGCCGCCGUCGAGAACAAAGUCACAGAUCUAUGACCCAACACCCAGAUUGGUUUUCCUUUUAAACCACGAAGACUUUGAAGGGAAAUUAUAUGACAAAAAAAGGGGCAUUGUGGAGCAUUUGAGAAAGGGAAACGAUGUUUGCUUUCCUCGGUGGAUCUCGACGGAAAACCACACAGAACAUUCCUAAAAAUGUACAAAGUACAUGCAUUAGUCCACAUGAGACACAGUCGAUGAAGAAAAGGGCGAAAAGCUACUUGACUUGAAACGGCUCUCCCAAUUGUUAGAAAUGUCUUACAAAAAAAAAAUUGUCAACCUUGGAUGGAAAGCGGCCUUGACAAAUUUGCUUCGAGUUACCUUCAGUUGCUCUUUCAAGUCAUCCUCAAUUCAACGGGGACCCACUUACCAGCGGCCCUUAUUGGAAAUACUGUACUCUAAUGUCACAAUUUCCACGGGGAGUGUGACUCACGGAAGCGCUAAAUAACGCAACUAAAUCAUUUUCAAAGGUUUUAUCAAAACCCUAUAAAGUAACUUUUCACUCAAAAAUGGAUCCGUCCAAAAAUGGAAGAUGAUAGACAUUCCUUGGCCCUCCCCUUCCCGGAAAUCGGUACAAACAAGAUACAACACUUCCUUAAAAAAAAAAAAUCACAAAAGAAUGCCCGUUAUUGAGGCUUAUGAACAAGAUCACUUUCUAUUUGCCGUCUUCUUUUUUUUUUUUUUUUUUUUUUAACUAACUCAAGGAGUUCGAGCAAAUGUCAUUGACAGUUGUCUUAAAAGAACAAUUUGAAUCGCCGCUUUUGCUAACAAAAGGCGCUCAAGCAAAUGUCAUUGACGGUUGUCUUAAAAGAACAAUUUGAAUAGGUGCUUUUAAUUGUGCGGUUCAUUUAUUUGCGACGAGGCCGACGGGCAUGACAGAGAAAGCUUUUGUUGUUGCUGUUAGCAUCCCGACAUUAGCAUUUAGCACCUCUGUGCCAAAGCGCAGCCUCACUGUGCCAUGACUGAAGCUUUUGUUCAUUAUUAUUUUUGGUGAUUUGUCGUUGUAAUCAUCAAGUCUUUUGCAACAGUGUUUUUCUCCAAACUUAAGCGUAUUAAGAAAAAUGCGCGGAAAACCUGUCUCCCCCGACCCCGCUAUUUGGUUUAUUUUAACGUCUGUUGGGUUCAUGAAGGUACCUUUGAUCCUCUGUGAAUUAUUUUGCCUUGAAACGUUUUAUUUAUUGUUUAUUUAUUUUAUCGCUUACGGCGGUAAAUGUUUCGGAUUUUGCUGCAGGAGAUACCCUUCCAAGUUCACUGUAUUUUUAUUUUCAAAGCAAAAAAAAUUGCCAUCUUUAUUUGAAACAUUUGGGUUGUUUUAAGAUGUGAGCUCUUGCUGUGACUUAAAAAAAAAAAAAAAAACACUUUUUUUUAAAUGUGGUACUGACUAUUUUUGCAAGCCCUCACCCUGUACAUACACGUUAGUGUUGCUUGUAGCUUGCGUGUGGAUGUGGUCGCUCUUAAUUGUAUUUUUUUUUUCUUCUGUAGAUGCACAGUCUUCCCAAGUAAUCCUGACCUAACAAUGGCUGAACAUGUCACAAUAAAGUGUUCCUGGUUCUAA
Messenger RNA from Hippocampus comes (tiger tail seahorse), 8549 nucleotides. Its product is annotated as plexin-B1-like. The transcript has 38 exons. Gene Ontology annotation, cellular component: plasma membrane; semaphorin receptor complex. Gene Ontology annotation, molecular function: protein binding; semaphorin receptor activity. The coding region runs from base 404 to 6994 and encodes 2196 amino acids. The record is from RefSeq and is a predicted model, not a curated record. Gene Ontology annotation, biological process: axon extension; regulation of GTPase activity; negative regulation of cell adhesion. NCBI's taxonomy places the organism in Eukaryota, Metazoa, Chordata, Actinopteri, Syngnathiformes, Syngnathidae.